AUGGCCGGCAAGCCAUUAGCUCCGGCUAAUGGUCUUCCCCCUCUUCUCAGUUCGAGAGGGAGGGAAGGUGGGGGGAAUGUGAGUGGUUCGGGUGAGGGUGGUGAUGGAGCGGCUGCCCUUGGUGAUUUGGGGGGUGGUGAGUGGCCUGUUCUUUGUGGUUCUGUAGGUGGUGCUGAUGUUUUGGGCUUGGAUGAUUCGGUGGUGCAAGGUGAAGGCAAUGGUGGUAGGCUGCUGCAUGUUGGAGGUCCUUCGGCUGUGGGGGAAAAUAUUCUUGUUUUGGAUGAUCCGUUGGAGGAGGGUGCUGGUUCUGGAGUUCUUUUACAGCAACAGGAAGGUUCUUCAAUUGGUGCAUAUGAGAAGACAAGGAAGAAUGUUGGUGUUCCAUGUCUUGAAGAGGAUAAAGUUAAAGUUCUUGAAGGGGGGCCGUGGUAUGUGCAGAGGAGACCAUUGAUUUUGCGCCCUUGGAGCCUGAAGGUGUGCUUGGAAAGAGUUGAUUUAUGCUCAGUACCGGUUUGGGUGUCCCUUCCAAAUCUUCCGUUUCAUUACUGGUCUGUUGAUGCAUUGAGUUCGAUUGGGAGUGUGAUUGGGAAGCCUAUUGUCACCGAUAAAAUGACCCGGUCUAUGGAGAGGCUGUCUUAUGCCCGAUUAUGUGUGGAAGUUUCUGCAGAUAGGGAUCUUCCCUUUUCUGUUCCAGUCUAUGGAGAUGACGACUCAAAUAUGAAUAAGUCACGGUCUAAGAAGGAAUGGCGAGUGAAAGGUGUUGCCAGAAAUAAUGGAGGUGCCAUGGGUGGCAGCAAUGGAAACGGGCAGCAGGUUCAUAAUGAUGAAGUAGGAGAUGAACAGCCGGAUAGUGGAGCUGGUGCAAAUACAAAGGGAUUGGAUUCGGUUUCCUUAAUUUCUAUCAAGAAUAAAGGGAAUGGGAGUUUCAAAUCGGCAGGGAAUCAUCCGAAGAUCAGGGAGCUGUCUCAAUCUAAUCCUUUUGCCAUUUUGGAAGAUCUUACGGAGGAGGUGCAUUAUGAUCCUGAAGAUUUAAUGCUGGAUUCGGAAUCAUGUGCUAUUUUAUUAGGGAAAGAAUUACUUGAGGGAGCAGAUUUUGAGGAGGAUAUUCAACCCAAUCCGUUAGCAAUUAUUCCUAAGGAGAAAGAUGGAGUCAUUGGAGAGAUUUGUGGGGAGAAUCCAAUCUAUAAUGGUAACCAUGUUAGUAUGGAGCUGGCUAAGGCAAAAUCCGUGGAAGAUAUUAGAGAAGCAACAGAUUCUGCUGAGGUGGCGCCUAAUCAUUCGAUGAGACAAACUCCAAUUCAAAUUCAAAGGAAUGGUGCGGCCCAUAUGGAAGGAGAUAACUUAUUGGAGGAUUCUAUUCUAUCAAAUGAGAAGGAGUCAGCCCCUAUGAAAUCUCUCACUAAUUUUGAUAAACUUAGAAAGCAAUCUGCUGAGAUUCGUGCAGCUCAAGGGCAAAUGGGGAAAGGUUGGGACCCGAAUUUUUAUGAUGUGGUUUUGGUGCAAAAAUCCAAACAGUUCAUACAUGCUAAGGUGUCAAUUGUGGGUACCUCGGUGUUUUUCUUUUGUACUGUUGUUUAUGCUCUUAAUUCUAUGGUGGCUAGGAAGGAAUUGUGGGAGGAUGUUGGGGCUAUUGCUAGUGCCAUUAUUAACCCUUGGGCUGUACUAGGGGAUUUAAAUGUGAUUCGAAGUAACAAUGAAAAAAUUGGAGGGGACCCUGUUCGGAUUGAAGCUAUGGAUGAUUUUAAUUCGUUUAUAGACGGUGCUGGGCUUCUAGACUUGAAAUGGAAAGGGGAGACUUUGACCUGGAAUAAUAGACAAGUGGGAGAUGCAAGAAUUUGUUGCAAGCUUGAUAGGGUUCUGGUCAAUUUAGCUUGGAAGGAUGUGUUUAGAUCCUCUGAUGCAACCUUUUACCCUCCUAGGCUUUCUGAUCAUUCUCCAAUGGUGGUGGCUGUGGGGUGGGAGCAGCCUAUGAAUUUGGCUCUUAAUCCCAUUCUUAAGUUUGCGGCCAGAUUGAGGAAUGUCAAAAAAGGGUUGAGGAGCUGGAAUAAGGAGUGUGUGGGGGAUGUUUUUCUUGUAGUAAAGGAGGCUGAGGCUGAUUUGUUUCAGAUCCAGAGGCAGCUUAGUGAGCACCCUGAUGAUCCGAAUUUGGUGCUGAUGGAGACACAGGCUAAAAAGAAACUUUGGGAGGCUUUGGCUACUGAAGAGAAAUUUUUGAAAGAAAAGUCAAGGGUGAAACACAUUCAGUUGGGGGAUGGUAAUAAUAGCUUUUUCUACAAAUCUCGUGGUUUGUCUCAAGCUCAUCAGGAAAGCCUUACUAGGAGAAUCUCUAAUAAGGAGAUUAUGGAGGUUGUGUUUGUUUUUAAGAAUUCUAAGGCUCCAGGACCAGAUGGUUUUGGAGCAGCCUUUUACAAGCAUUCAUGGGAGAUUGUGGGAGAAGAUUUGACUCUGGCUGUAAAGUGGUUUUUCAUGAAGUCUUACCUUCCUAGUUCGGUUAAUGCUACUUUUAUCUGCCUUAUCCCUAAGACAGGAGAUGUAACCUCAUUUGCGGGAUAUAGGCCUAUAGCCCUUUGCAAUCUCUUUUACAAAAUCAUUACCAAAGUGUUAUCCAAUAGGCUGCAAGGAGUGAUUGGGCAAGUGGUGAAUGACUGUCAUGCUUUCAUCAAGGGCAGGGAGGCUUCAGCUGUUGAUCUCAGUCCUUCAGGGGUGUUGUAUCUAUUGGUCAAGAAUCUUUGGUUUGCCUGGUGCUCUCAAGACAAAGCUGGAGUCUAUGUUCUCGAAUUUUCUAUGGGCUGGCCCAUCUCUUCAUCGUAA
Messenger RNA from Telopea speciosissima, 2811 nucleotides. RefSeq lists its product as uncharacterized. The coding region runs from base 1 to 2811 and encodes 936 amino acids. NCBI's taxonomy places the organism in Eukaryota, Viridiplantae, Streptophyta, Magnoliopsida, Proteales, Proteaceae. The transcript has 7 exons. The record is from RefSeq and is a predicted model, not a curated record.